Molecule: messenger RNA, 7007 nt
Organism: Perognathus longimembris pacificus (Pacific pocket mouse)
Lineage: Eukaryota; Metazoa; Chordata; Mammalia; Rodentia; Heteromyidae
Gene: Sdk2
Product: sidekick cell adhesion molecule 2
Exons: 45
Coding region: 290-6808 (2172 amino acids)
Molecular function (GO): protein binding
Source: RefSeq, a predicted model, not a curated record
GGAGUCGGACUUGGGGUGCUAAGAGAGGAAGGCGCCCCGGGUCUGCGAGGACUGCUCUGCCUCCUCCUCUCCACGCGCCCCCUCGCCUUCCGGGCACGCUGAGGACUUGGACAGGAGGAGGAGGAAGCAUUGGGGUCGCCGGCGUGGUCCCCCCCCCCCCGAGAACACACAGUACACCCCAGUCGCUUGGACACUUUCUGGAGCGAAGCUGCGGGGUGCCGGACCCCAGGAUUAUAAAGCGAGGCUCAGGGGAAAGGACAAUCCGGAGGGCCCCCGCGGGCUGGUCACCAUGUGGAGGCUGCUGACCUGGACUUUGCUCGCCCUGCAUCGGAUCCGCGCGGCCAGAGCCCAAGAUGACGUGGCCCCCUACUUCAAGACGGAGCCGGUGCGGACGCAGGUGCACCUGGAAGGCAACCGCCUGGUGCUCACGUGCAUGGCCGAGGGCAGCUGGCCCCUGGAGUUCAAGUGGCUCCACAACAACAGGGAGCUGACCAAGUUCUCCCUGGAGUACAGGUACAUGAUCACCAGCCUGGACCGCACCCACGCUGGCUACUACCGCUGUAUCGUGAGGAACCGCAUGGGGGCCCUGCUGCAACGGCAAACCGAAGUCCAGGUGGCCUACAUGGGGAGCUUCGAGGAGGGCGAGAAGCACCAGAGCGUCUCCCACGGGGAGGCGGCUGUCAUCCGCGCCCCGCGCAUCGCCAGCUUCCCCAGGCCGCAGGUGACCUGGUUCCGCGAUGGCCGCAAGAUCCCGCCUAGCAGCCGCAUAGCCAUCACGCUGGAGAACACACUGGUCAUCCUGUCCACCGUGGCUCCCGACGCAGGCCGGUACUACGUGCAGGCGGUCAACGACAAGAACGGAGAUAACAAGACCAGCCAGCCCAUGACUCUCGCUGUGGAGAACAUCGGGGGUCCUGCCGACCCCAUUGCGCCAACCAUCAUCGUCCCACCCAAGAACACCAGCGUGGUGACCGGGACCUCGGAGGUGACCUUGGAGUGUGUGGCCAAUGCCAGACCCCUGAUCAAGCUGCAGGUGGUGUGGAAGAAGGACGGGGUGCCGGUCUCCAGCGGCGUCAGCGACUUCAACCGCCGGCUCACCAUCGCCAACCCCACCGUCAGCGACGCCGGCUACUACGAGUGCGAGGCGGUGCUCAGGAGCAGCAGCGUGCGCCCCGCGGCCAGGGGCGCCUACCUCUCCGUGCUGGAGCCGCCGCAGUUCACCAAGGAGCCCGAGAGACACGUCACCGCGGAGAUGGAGAAGGUGGUGGACAUCCCCUGCCGGGCCAAAGGUGUGCCACCCCCCUCCAUCACCUGGUACAAGGACGCAGCGGUGGUGGAAGUGGAGAAACUGAGCCGCUUCCGGCAGCGGGGCGACGGCGGCCUGCAGAUCAGCGGCCUGGUGCCUGAUGACACCGGAAUGUUCCAGUGCUUCGCCCGCAACGCGGCCGGUGAGGUGCAGACCUCCACCUACCUGGCUGUCACCAGUAUCGCCCCCAACAUCACCAGGGGUCCCCUGGACAGCACAGUGAUCGAUGGCAUGUCGGUGGUCCUGGUGUGUGAGACUUCGGGGGCCCCCCGGCCGGCAAUCACCUGGCAGAAAGGGGAGCGCAUCUUGGCCAGCGGCUCGGUGCAGCUGCCCCGCUUCACGCUGCUGGAGUCGGGCAGCCUGCUGGUCAGCCCCACGCACAUCUCGGACGCGGGCACCUACACCUGCCUGGCCACCAACUCCCGCGGGGUGGACGAGGCCUCCGCAGACCUGGUGGUGUGGGCUCGGACUCGCAUCACCAAGCCCCCCCAGGACCAGAGUGUCAUCAAAGGGACACAGGCCUCCAUGGUGUGCGGAGUGACCCACGACCCCCGCGUGACCAUCAGGUAUGUGUGGGAGAAGGACGGGGCCUCCCUGGCCAUGGAGAACAAUCCCCGCAUCCGCCUGGACAAGAACGGCUCCCUGCACGUCUCCCAGACAUGGUCGGGAGACAUCGGCACCUACACCUGCAGGGUGAUCUCGGCCGGCGGCAACGACUCCCGCAGCGCCCACCUGCGGGUCAGGCAGCUGCCCCACGCCCCGGAGCACCCUGUGGCCAUGCUCAGCGUGGUAGAGAAGCGAGCCAUCAACCUGACAUGGGCCAAACCCUUCGACGGCAACAGCCCCCUGAUCCGCUACAUCCUGGAGAUGUCGGAGAACAAUGCCCCCUGGACCAUUCUCCUGGCCAGCGUGGACCCUGAAGCCACUUCAGUGAUGGUCAAGGGUUUGGUCCCAGCCCGAUCGUACCAGUUCCGUCUUUGUGCCGUCAACGACGUGGGAAGAGGACAGUUUAGCAAGGACACUGACAGGGUUUCGCUCCCUGAGGAGCCCCCCACGGCUCCCCCACAGAACGUCAUCGCCAGCGGCCGCACUAACCAAUCCAUCAUGAUCCAGUGGCAGCCUCCUCCCGAGAGCCACCAGAAUGGGGUCCUCAAAGGGUACCUCAUCAGGUACUGCCUGGCCGGCCUGCCUGUCGGGUACCAGUUCAAGAACAUCACCGACGCCGACGUCAACAACCUGCUGCUGGAGGACCUCAUCAUCUGGACCAACUAUGAGAUCGAAGUGGCCGCCUACAACAGCGCAGGGCUGGGCGUGUACAGCAGCAAGGUCACCGAGUGGACGCUGCAGGGAGUUCCCACGGUCCCCCCGGGGAAUGUGCACGCAGAAGCCACCAACUCCACCACCAUCCGCUUCACCUGGACCGCCCCCAGCCCCCAGUUCAUCAACGGCAUCAACCAGGGCUACAAGCUGAUCGCCUGGGAACCAGAUCUGGAAGAGGAGGUUACCAUGGUGACCGCCCGGCCCAACUUUCAAGACAGCAUCCACGUGGGCUUUGUUUCCGGCCUGAAGAAGUUCACGGAGUACUUCACCUCAGCGCUGUGUUUCACCACCCCGGGGGACGGGCCCCGCAGCAGCCCCCAGCUGGUGCGCACCCACGAGGACGUGCCAGGCCCCGUGGGACACCUCAGCUUCAGUGACAUCCUGGACACUUCACUGAAGGUCAGCUGGCAGGAGCCAGGAGAGAAGAAUGGCAUCCUCACAGGGUACCGGAUCUCCUGGGAGGAGUACAACCGAACCAACACCCGCGUGACCCACUAUCUUCCCAAUGUGACCCUGGAGUACAGAGUCACCGGCCUCACUGCGCUGACUACCUACACCAUCGAGGUGGCCGCCAUGACCUCAAAGGGCCAGGGCCAGGUCUCCGCCUCCACCAUCUCCUCUGGGGUGCCUCCAGAGCUCCCUGGUGCCCCCACCAACCUGGGCAUUUCCAACAUCGGCCCCCGCUCCGUGACCUUGCAGUUCAGACCGGGCUACGAUGGGAAGACCUCCAUCUCCCGCUGGCAGGUGGAAGCCCAGGUGGGCGUGGUCGGGGAGGGAGAGGAGUGGUUGCUGAUCCACCAACUCAGCAAUGAGCCAGAUGCCCGCUCCAUGGAGGUGCCCAACCUCAACCCCUUCACCUACUACAGCUUCCGCAUGCGCCAGGUGAACAUCGUAGGCACCAGCCCACCCAGUCAGCCGUCCAGAAAGAUCCAGACUCUCCAGGCACCCCCAGACAUGGCCCCGGCCAAUGUGACUUUGCGCACGGCCAGUGAGACCAGCCUGUGGCUUCGCUGGAUGCCCCUCCUGGAGAUGGAAUACAACGGGAACCCGGAGUCGGUGGGCUACAAGAUCAAGUACGGCCGGUCAGAUGGCCACGGCAAGACGCUGAGCCACGUGGUCCAAGACCGCGUGGAGCGGGAGUACACCAUCGAGGACCUGGAGGAGUGGACGGAGUACCGCGUCCAGGUCCAGGCCUUCAACGCCAUCGGGAGCGGGCCCUGGAGCCCCACGGUGGUGGGCAGGACUCGGGAGUCAGUCCCGUCUUCUGGCCCCACCAACGUGUCUGCGCUGGCCACCACCUCCAGCAGCAUGCUGGUGCGCUGGAACGAGAUUCCCGAGGCCGACCGCAAUGGGCUGGUGCUGGGCUACAAGGUGGUGUAUAAGGAGAAGGACUCGGACACCAAGCCCCGGUUCUGGCUGGUGGAAGGCAACGCGUCUCGCAGUGCCCAACUCACGGGCUUGGGCAAGUAUGUGCUCUACGAGGUCCGCGUGCUGGCCUUCACGCGCAUCGGAGACGGCAGCUCCAGCCACCCUCCCGUCCUGGCGCGCACACUGGACGACGUUCCAGGCCCUCCCGUGGGCAUCCUGUUCCCAGAGGUGAGGACCACGUCUGUGCGGCUGAUCUGGCAGCCCCCAGCGGCCCCAAACGGCAUCAUCUUGGCUUACCAGAUCACUCACCGACUCAACGCCACCACAGCCAACACCGCCGCUGUGGAGGUGCUGGCACCCAGUGCCCGCCAGUACACGGCCACCGGCCUCAAGCCAGAGUCCGUCUACCUGUUCCGCAUCACGGCCCAGACCCGCAAAGGCUGGGGAGAGGCUGCCGAGGCCUUGGUGGUGACCACGGAGAAGAGAGACCGCCCCCAGCCCCCCAGCAAGCCCACGGCCCGGCAGGAGAGCGUGAAGGCCCGCAGCGUGCUUCUGUCCUGGGAGCCGGGCAGCGACGGGCUGUCCCCCGUGCGGUACUACACCGUCCAGACCCGAGAGCUGCCCGGCGGCAAGUGGGUGCUCCACUCCGCCUCGGUGAACCACAACGCCUCCACCUUCGUCGUGGACAGGCUCAAGCCCUUCACAUCCUACAAGUUCCGCCUGAAGGCCACCAAUGACAUCGGGGACAGCGAGUUCAGCGAGGAAUCCGAGUCGCUGACCACCCUGCAGGCCGCCCCUGAUGAAGCACCCACCAUCCUCUCAGUGACACCUCACACCACCACCUCCGUGCUCAUCCGAUGGCAGCCACCAGCUGAGGAUAAGAUCAACGGCAUCCUCCUGGGCUUCCGAAUCCGGUACCGGGAGCUGCAGUUUGAAGGGCUGAGGGGCUUCACUCUUCGAGGCAUCAACAAUCCCGGAGCCAAGUGGGCAGAGCUCACCCCCUUGUACUCCGUGCGGAACCUGACCCGGCCCAGCCUCACGCAGUACGAGCUGGACAACCUGAACAAGCACAGGCGAUAUGAGAUCCGCAUGAGUGUGUACAACGCCGUGGGCGAGGGGCCCCCCAGCCCCCCGCAGGAGGUGUUUGUCGGGGAGGCAGUGCCCACAGCAGCGCCCCAAAAUGUGGCCGUCCACGGUGCCACGGCCACACAGCUGGACGUGACGUGGGAGCCGCCCCCGCUGGACAGACAGAACGGAGACAUCCAGGGCUACAAGAUUUUCUUCUGGGAAGCCCAGCGGGGGAACCUCACCGAGCGGGUGAAGACCCUUUUCCUGGCCGAGAAUGGCGUGAAACUCAAAAACCUGACUGGCUACACUACCUACAUGGUCAGCGUGGCGGCCUUCAACGCUGCGGGGGACGGGCCACGGAGCGCCCCCACCCAGGGCCAGACCCAGCAAGCAGCCCCCAGCGCUCCCGGCUCAGUCAAGUUCAGUGAGCUGACCACAACCUCGGUGAACGUGUCCUGGGAAGCCCCCCAGUUCCCCAAUGGCCUCCUGGAGGGCUACCGGCUAGUGUAUGAGCCCUGCACCCCAGUAGAUGGGGUCAGCAAGAUUGUGACGGUGGACGUGAAGGGGAACAGCCCACUGUGGCUGAAGGUGAAGGACCUGGCCGAGGGCAUGACCUACAGGUUCCGCAUCCGGGCCAAGACCUUCACCUACGGGCCCGAGAUCGAAGCCAACGUCACCACCGGCCCGGGAGAAGGUGCCCCGGGCCCACCGGGAGUGCCGAUCAUCGUGAGGUACAGUUCCGCCAUCGCCAUCCACUGGGCCAGCGGAGACCCCGGCAAAGGACCCAUCACCCGCUACGUCAUCGAGGCCAGGCCUUCAGAUGAGGGGCUCUGGGACAUUUUGAUCAAGGACAUCCCCAAGGAGGUGAGCUCUUACACCUUCAGCAUGGACAUCCUGAAACCCGGCGUGAGCUACGACUUCCGGGUCAUCGCCGUCAACGACUAUGGCUUCGGUACCCCCAGCAGCCCCUCCCAGUCUGUGCCAGCCCAGAAAGCCAACCCUUUCUAUGAGGAGUGGUGGUUCCUGGUGGUCAUUGCCUUGGUGGGCCUCAUCUUCAUCCUGCUUCUGGUCUUUGUGCUCAUCAUCCGAGGCCAGAGCAAGAAGUAUGCCAAGAAGACGGACUCGGGAGGCAAUGUCAAGUCGGGAGCCCUCGGCCAUGGGGAGAUGCUGAGCUUGGACGAAAGCAGUUUUCCUGCCCUGGAACUCAACAACCGGAGGCUGUCUGUCAAGAACUCCUUCUGCAGAAAGAAUGGCCUGUAUACCAGGUCCCCUCCCAGGCCCAGCCCCGGCAGCCUGCACUACUCAGACGAGGACGUCACCAAGUACAACGAUCUCAUCCCCGCAGAGAGCAGCAGCCUCACCGAGAAGCCCUCGGAGAUCUCAGACUCCCAGGGAAGUGACAGCGAGUACGAGGUGGACCCGAACCCCCAGAAGGCCCACUCCUUUGUCAACCACUACAUCAGCGACCCGACCUAUUACAACUCCUGGCGGCGCCAACAGAAGGGCAUCUCGAGGGCCCAGGCGUACAGCUACACGGAGAGCGACCCCGGCGAGCCCGACCACAUCGCCGUGGCCAACAGCACCAGCGCCCAGCAAGGCAGCCUCUUCCGGCCCAAGGCCAGCCGGACUCCUACGCCCCAGAACCCUCCGAACCCCCCGAGUCAGCAGAGCACCCUCUACCGCCCCCCUAGCAGCCUGGCCCCUGGCUCCCGGGCCCCCAUUGCAGGGUUUUCAUCCUUUGUUUGACGACAGGAAAGGAAAAAGAAAGAAAAAGAAGGACACCAAAAUCCUCCUCGUCACGUCUCACCAUGCCUGCCAGAAAACAAGAGAAAAAAACACAGAGAACACCUGGAAACCAAGUCAGCCGUUCACCUCCCAAGUUUAAUUUUCCAGAUUCCCGGGGCCUGCAAAGCCUGCAUGGAGGAGGGGGGGGGAGGAGGAGAAA